This is a messenger RNA of Moesziomyces aphidis, 1527 nucleotides long. Lineage: Eukaryota; Fungi; Basidiomycota; Ustilaginomycetes; Ustilaginales; Ustilaginaceae. The record is from the annotation of a GenBank genome assembly.
AUGUCGACGACACUCGCAACCGCCAGCGCCGCAUCGACUUCGGCGCUGCCCGUUGCUUCCACCUCGAGUGCCAGCCUCAGCUUCGCCCGCGAUGCCUACAUCCAACCGGGCGAUCUGGUCAUCAUCUUUGCCUCGCGCGACAAGACACCCAUGCCGCUUACGGUGACGCCGGGCGAGCACGUAUCCAACAUGUUUGGUCACUUUCCGCACGACGAUAUGGCAGGCAUGCCGUACGGCAGCAAGAUGGUUUCGAAGCGCGGACGCGGCUACAUCUACCUCCUCCGACCCACGCCCGAGCUCUGGACGCUCGCCCUGCCGCAUCGCACCCAAAUCCUCUACGCACCAGACAUGUCGUUCAUCUCGAUGAAGCUCAACAUGGGUCCUGGCAGUCGCGUCAUCGAAGCGGGAACCGGAUCCGGAAGCUUCAGCCACUUUAUCGCGCGCUGUGUCGGACGCGCCGAUGCGGGCACGGGUAAGACCAAGGCCACGUCGGCGCAGAUGCAGGUGCCGAGGAACUGGGGUGGACUGCCAAAUGACCUGCAGCAGAACCUGUCCCGAGGACGAGGUCAGCCUCGCGACACCGAGGACGAAGCCGCCCCGACCGACAGCGUAGAAGGCACUCCCGGUCCGAAGGACGUUCAGCCGGACACGGAUGCACACGUGCCCGAGGAGCACGGCCGGGUGUGGAGCUUCGAGUUCCACGAGCCUCGUGCACACAAGGCGCGCGCAGAAUUCGCCGCGCACGGUAUGGACAAGGUGAUCGUGCUCAACCAUCGCAACGUGUGCAAGGACGGCUUCGGCCUCACCGACGCCGCCGACUCGGUGUUCCUCGACCUGCCGGCGCCGUGGGAGGCGGUGGGGCAUGCGGUGCAGGCGUUGCGGCGCGAUGUUGUCACGCGCAUCUGCUGCUUCUCACCGUGCAUCGAGCAGGUGCUCAAGACCGUCACGGCACUCAACGAGCACGGCUUCACUGACGUCGAGACGUUUGAAUCGCUCGUGCGCACCCACGAGAGCCACGCCUCGGCCGGGCCCCAGGUGAGCAUCGACGAGGCCGUCAACCGCAUCCGCGUGGUCGAACAGCGCAAGGAGUCGCGGCGUCUGAUCCAGAUCGAAAAGGCACGCGCCGCAAAGGCGCACGCACAAGCCAACGAUACCGACAGCCCACAACUCGAGGCAGGCCACGACGCAUCGACAACGGAAGGCGAGACGCUCAAGCGCAAGCACGAGGGCAUCGAUGCUAGCGAGCAAGACGACGGCGCCGAGGCACAGGCGCAGACCAACGGCACCGACACCGACGCUGCAGAGACACCGCAACAGUCCGGUGCCGAAGGAUCGUUCCAACGCGGCAUCCAGGGCGGCGUCGCUAUCACCAAGAAGAAGGCGCGCCUGUUGCAAAUCCAGUCGCAGCAGAACCAGCCCAUCCAACCAGCGAGCGUCUUCUCGCGGCCCUUCUACGAGAUGCGAGGCCACACGAGCUACCUCACCUUCGCGACGCUGCUUCCGCGGAAGAUGACCGGCGGGCUGUAG